AAAAGGAAGAACCAAAAAUUUAGCACAUAAGAAAUCGUAGAGCCCUCUCUCUCGAAGACGAAGAAAAACCAAAAGAUGGAUUUGCAAGAAGCGAUGAAGAAGCAAAACGACGUUGCUCUGUUCCUUGCCGGGAAAGUAAUCUCUACCGUAGACAAAAACUCUAACUUCGUCUUCUCUCCUGCAUCUAUCAACUCCGUUCUCACUAUGGCCGCUGCUACAUCCGACAAUGAAACACUAAAAUCCUGCAUCCUCUCCUUUCUUAGGUCUUCUUCCACUGACGAGCUCAACGACAUCUUCCGCCAAAUAGCUUCCGUCGUCCUCGUCGACGGAAGCAAAAUAGGUGGCCCCAAAAUCACGGUGGCUAAUGGAGUGUGGAGAGAGCAAUCACUUCCGUGUAGCCCCGAGUCGAAAGAUCUCUUUGAGAAUUUCUACAAGGCUGCUUUCGCUCAAGUUGAUUUCCGAUCCAAGUCUGAAGAAGUGCGUGAGGAGGUGAAUUCUUGGGCAUUACGUCACACCAAUGGUCUCAUCAAAGAUCUUCUUCCUCUUGGAUCCGUUACAAGCGAAACCCUCUGGAUUUAUGGAAACGCAUUGUACUUCAAAGGAGCCUGGGAAGACAAAUUCGAUAAGUCAAUGACGAAACACAGACCUUUCUACCUUGUCAAUGGCAAACAGGUACAUGUGCCUUUCAUGACAAGCUAUGAAAGACAAUAUAUUAGGGCUUACAAUGGUUUCAAGGUCCUUAGACUACCAUACCGACAAGGGGAUAAUGAUACAAGUCGCCAAUUCUCAAUGUGUAUCUAUCUCCCGGACAAAAAAGAUGGAUUGGAUAACCUUGUGGAGAAAAUGACAUGUACUGAUGGAUUCUUGGACAGUCACAUUCCGAGUUGGAGAGUUAGCGUUGGUCAAUUCAGAAUUCCAAAGUUUAAGAUUGAAUUCGGUUUUGAAGCUUCAAGCGCUUUCAAUGACUUUGCGCUUGAUGUGUCAUUAUACCAAAAAGCUAUGAUUGAGAUCGAUGAAGAAGGUACUGAAGCUGCGGCUGCUACUGCUCUAGCUUGUGCUAGUGGCUGCAGCGCUUAUAUGCCUCCUCCUCCGAUAGAUUUUGUGGCAGAUCAUCCAUUUUUUUUCUUGAUUAGAGAAGACAAAACCGGAACUGUUUUGUUCGCUGGUCAAAUCUUCGAUCCAGCCUUUGGUAGCUCUGGAGGUGAUUUUAGUGAAUCAAGCCCUCCUGCGUUAGGGGCAUCUAACACUCCUGCCUUUGGGGCAUCAAGUACCCCAUCUUUUGAUUUUGGCUUUUCCCAAGCUUUUGGACAGUCUACCCCAACAUUUGGUAGCAGUUUCUUUGGUUCUACACAAUCUCCCUUUGGAUCCCAAGGUGAUCAUCAGGCUUGGACCAGAUUAUAUGGGUGGGGUAGUAGGGUCAUGCCUUAUGCACCUACAACUGAGGCAGAGUGGCCAUGGAGCUUUGGUAACCAGCCUGAUGAAGGGAGGCUACAAUCUAUAUAUGCCAUGCAUGCAUACCAAGCAAAAAACCAGGAGGAGCUUAGGUGGGAGGACUACCAGCGAGGAGAUAAAGGUGGACAACUUCCUGCUGGGGAUGCUGGAUUUGGUACAUAUUCUCAGCCAAGUAUAUUCUCAACAGCCACAAACUCUUUUUCCCCGUCGUUUGGUCAACACACUAGCCCAUCUAUGUUUGGGUCAGCUGCAUCAAAUACCACAUACGUUUUUGGAUCAUCCCCUAGUUUUGCAACAAACACAUGGCAGCCAUUUGAUUCAGCUCUUGCACAUGGUUUAACUCCAGCAUUUAGCAUUGGUGGUGAUAUUAACAACAGUCAGUCAUCUCCGUUGUUUGGUUCAAGCCCCCCAUUUGGAAACAAUACCACUCCUGCAUUCGGACAGAAUACUUCUGUGUUUGGACAGAAUAACACUCCUGCACUUGGACAGAGUAACAUUUUCAAUUCACCUUCCACUGGCUUCGCUAACCUGUCUUCAACCUCUGAAAGUGAAAGAGUAACUCAAAAGCCAGGACUCUGAAGUGAAAGAGUAACUCAAAAGGCAGUGUUGAAAAAUGCCAGUUCACUUCAUAGUUGAUGUCUCUUUCACUUUUGAGUUAUGUUGGGAUUUCUAAUAUUGGUUUAUAAGUCAUGUAUGUCUUCUUCUGCUUAGGACCGUCCUUGACUGGAUCAGA
Messenger RNA from Arabidopsis arenosa, 2185 nucleotides. Lineage: Eukaryota; Viridiplantae; Streptophyta; Magnoliopsida; Brassicales; Brassicaceae. The record is from the annotation of a GenBank genome assembly.